Molecule: messenger RNA, 2229 nt
Organism: Nycticebus coucang (slow loris)
Lineage: Eukaryota; Metazoa; Chordata; Mammalia; Primates; Lorisidae
Gene: TLE6
Product: TLE family member 6, subcortical maternal complex member
Exons: 16
Coding region: 90-2090 (666 amino acids)
Biological process (GO): negative regulation of canonical Wnt signaling pathway; regulation of DNA-templated transcription
Cellular component (GO): nucleus; transcription regulator complex
Molecular function (GO): protein binding; transcription corepressor activity
Source: RefSeq, a predicted model, not a curated record
GUGGUUCCUGACCGAGGGAGGGAGCUGGAGAGGCGUUGAGGGCAGAACUGAAGGUCUCUGGCUAACGUCCUGGAGGCUACUGCCUGAAGAUGACUUCUAGGGACCAGCCCAGCCCCAAGGUUACCCUCAAAGAAACUUUGCCUCAUCCUGGGGUUUCUACAGCAGAGAGCUCUCCAGCCUUAAAUUAUCAGGGAAUCCUGGAGCAGUUCAAGCAGUUUACCAGGUUUCCCCCUCAUUUGGCUGGAAAGUUGGAGAGCAUUUGUAAGUCGCUCCACAAGGUCCAGCAUGAUCUUGAAGAACACCACAAGCAGAUAGGAAACCUCUUACAGAUUGUGGAGAGCCAUAGCCAGCCCCAGAGUAUUUCAUCCGUGGAGGUGGCCGAGAUCUCAUCUGCCAAUCCAAGUAGCCCUGAAAUUCUCCAGCACUUAAAGCCCAAGACCCCGCAGGAGUCCAACUUUGAAGAGGUCCUGGCCAUGAGGUCAUCUGACUGGCUCCAGCGGCCCUUUGGAACAGACACACAGCUGGAAACUCAGCUGCCCUGGGGUAAUGAACCCCAGUUUGGGCAAGAUAUUUUGACCGAGCAGCUCUGGCAGAUUUUUGCUGGUGUCCAGGAUGAGCCUAAAAACCUGAGACACAGAAUGACAGAGCAGGCACCAGGGCUGGUAAACUCUUUCUGCAUCUCUGCCGAGACAAGGAAGACUUGGGACCCCAGGCGUCUGACAAGUCCUCUCCUAGGCACUGCCUGGGUAUCCCUGAUGUUUUCUGGUUUUGAUGCUCUGUACAGGUCAGCUGGCCUGACAGAUUCUUCCCUUCCCCUUGGGCAGGAAAGUGAAGCUCCAGGUUCGUGUGAAGGAAGAGAACUGUGUACCGAGGAUGCCUUGAGUAAUCCUACUCCCAAUCUGCCCAAGACCACCUCUGGGCCCCUGAAGCGUUCCCAAGAUGGGAGCAGUAGCCAGGGAAUGCCUCAGGUAAGACCCAGGCCUGACCUGGCACCACUCCAUCAAGGCUGCUGGGAUGGGGCAGUGGGCACAAGUGGGCGGAAUGGGGGCAGCUGUGAUGUCACCCACCUGCAGGAGGCUGCGGGAAAACCCUUUUCAUUUCUGAAGCCCAUAUCCUGGGAUGUUGAGGACUUCGAAGAUGCAUGGAAGAGGCCAGACACCAUGUCCUUGCAAUCCAAGAAGAUGGCUGUGCCGUUCAAACUGGAAAAGAUGCGGACACUGGAACAUGGGGAGUCUGUGCUCGCCACAACGGUCAGCAGUUUCACGAGGCAUGCAUUUACCUGCAGCAGGGGUGGUGUCAAGAUAUGGAGCCUGACUGGCCAGAUGGCCAGGGACAGGUUCUAUGAGAGCCACCUGCCUGUACAGACCCCAGGGGCCUAUCUGCGCACCUGCCUGCUUUCUUCAAACAGCAGGGUCCUGCUCACAGGUGGCUACAACCUGGCCAGUGUGAGCGUGUGGGACCUGGCAGCAUCCUCCCUGCAUGUGAAAGAUGAGCUGCCCUGUGAAGGUCUCUCCUGCCAGGCCCUGGCUGCCAACCUUGAUGAUAACCUGAUUUUUGCCGGCUUCUCCAGUGGUACAGUCAGGGUCUGGGACUUGCGGAAUCACAGCGUGAUCAGGGAUUUCAUGGGCUACCCAAAUGGAGCCAAAAGCAUGGUGGUCAAAAACCACAACAUCUGGACAGGGGGUCUGGAUGCCUGUCUAAGGUGCUGGGACCAGAGGAUGGUGAAGACGCUUCAGGAGUACCAAUUUGAGUCCCAGAUAAUGAGCCUGUCCCACAGUCCCCAGGAGGACUGGGUGCUGCUGGGCUUGGCCAAUGGGCAGCAGUGGCUACAGCAUACCAAUGGAGACAAGGCACGCAUGGUGGGAGAUAAUGGCAGCACCGUCCUGGGCCUCAAGUUCUCCCCGUUUGGCCAGUGGUGGGUGAGCGUUGGCAUGGACGACUUGGUCAGCAUCCACAGCAUGCCCACAGGGAUGAAGUUGUUCCAGGCACCUGAGACCUCCUCGAUCAUGUGUUGUGACGUGUCUUCCAACAACCGCCUGGUCAUCACGGGGUCUGGGGACCGUGCCUCCGUGUACCAGAUCACCUACUGAGGGACUUCCCUUUGUCACUCAACUCAAGCUCCUUUCUUCUUGUCUUUUUUUUUUUUUUUUUUUGUGGUGGAGGGAACUGGGAAGGAUCAUCCAUGCAUUGCAAGAGAAUGGUUUACAAACUCAUCUUUGUCACAGGUAA